AUGGGUUGGAGAUACCUAUACAUCACCAUUGGUGGCCUGUGUCUUAUCAUGGCAGCUAUCCGAGCCUUUGUCUUGAGCACGCUCGAAUCCCCCAGGUGGCUCGUCUCCUGUGGACGCGUUACUGAGGCUGUUGACGUUCUGAAUAAGAUUGCCGCAUUGAACAAGUCAAAUUAUGCAGCGUCUGUCGAUGACUUUGUCCGUAUGGAGGUCAGUGUAGAACAGACCAAGAGUUUAUCUGAGAACCUUAAGCGGGCCAAGCGACUCGUCACUGGGGGUAAACAAAUCUGGUUGGUUACUUGUUUGGCUUUGCUGUGGAUGCUCAUUGGUAUUGCCUAUCCACUGUACACCGUCUUCCUUCCCUAUUACCUCGCAUCGCAUGGAGCAAGCUUCGGCGAGUCCUCAAACUACACCACCUACCGCGACUGGACUGUUUCGUCCGUCGUCGGCAUCUUCGGUCCAUUUCUCAGCAUGUGGAUGGUCUCUAACAAAUGGUUCCGAUCCAAGAAGUCCCUGUUCAUUACGGCCGCGAUUGCUGCCAUUUUCUCGGGCGCCUUCACCACCGUCCGGAAUGACGCACAGAAUCUGGCUUUUUCGUGCAUGAUAAACUUCUGGCUAAACGCUCUGUACGCCAUCGUUUACUCAUAUACUCCACAGUCACUCAGUGUCGAAAACCGUGGUCUUGGAAAUGGCCUCGCGAUGGCUCUUGGCAGAAUGUCAUCUCUGAGCGCACCUUUUAUUGCUACAUUCGGCGAUGUCACAUCUCCUGUUCCGAUCUUUGUCGCCUGUGGCUGCUUUGUGAUUAUGGGACUGAUUGGCCUUGUCUUGCCUGUGGACACAGAGCCUUUCUCAUAUUAA
This is a messenger RNA of Clonostachys solani, 855 nucleotides long. NCBI's taxonomy places the organism in Eukaryota, Fungi, Ascomycota, Sordariomycetes, Hypocreales, Bionectriaceae. The record is from the annotation of a GenBank genome assembly.